Rhizopus microsporus ATCC 52813 is the source of this 1314-nucleotide messenger RNA. RefSeq lists its product as uncharacterized. The transcript is spliced from 3 exons. Gene Ontology annotation, molecular function: protein binding. The record is from RefSeq and is a predicted model, not a curated record. Lineage: Eukaryota; Fungi; Mucoromycota; Mucoromycetes; Mucorales; Rhizopodaceae. Bases 1 to 1314 code for a protein of 437 amino acids.
AUGUCGAUUAAACAAGUACCUCUGCAAGCUAAGAAUGUCAAUAGUAGAGGUACUUUUGAUACAAGAAAAGUCAAUGACAAGACUAUAAAACCCUUGAAGAGUCGUUCUGAUCAAGUGACACCAAGAUCAAUAAACAACGACAUUAGACCCAUUUCUGCAUCACAACCGAUUCAAUCCAAAAAGACGAAUAAAAAAUACCAUUCACAACCCAUACACUACGAUGAUCUAUUUGUAGACAACGACACUCCCAUCUUUAGACUACCACCCGACUGUAUGAUGAUCAUAUUUGCACAAUAUAACGAUGCCAAAACACUCACCACAUUAGCAAGCGUCUGUCGACGAUGGAGAAGAACCAUUCUACAGCCGCAUUUGUGGAAAGAUACCUAUUAUCAGUUACAUGAAUUCAACCAGCAUUUAAAGACACUCUGUCGACCGUAUAGAACUAGCCUUCAGCUCUCUUAUAUCCAAUCACUUACAAUAUCAUCCUCUUCUUUACAUCAAAAAAUGAUGCCCGGUACAUUACCGAGGCUAUCUGCAUUCAAACAACUCAAAAAGAUCCACUUGAUUGACUUGUACAUAGACGAUAUUUCCAAAAUCACCAAACUCUUUAAUCAUGUCAAAGUACUGAUAUGCGACAACAUACGACGAGAUGACGAUCGAUGUACGAUUCAUCUGUCCAUCUUUUCACACUUGCUCGAACUAGAAGAUAUCCGGCUUCAUUUCGACCGACCCUGUAACCUCGGAGGACCCAUGAUGCCAUUCAUGCACAAUCGAAACGUGAUAGCGCCGAUAUUCCCACCUUGUCUGAAAUCACUUCAACUGUUGAAUGUCUAUGAUUUUGAAGAAUCACUCAUUCGGUUGUAUUCCGGACGACUGGUAUCGUCACGUACAAGCGUUGAACAAGACUUGCUGAUGAAAUAUAAGGUGCUGACCAGUCAAAUCCGCCUCACAACGCUCACACUUAAUCGCUGCAGUUCGUUUACGGCUAACGUCUGGCGUCUCUGCAUGAUACCAUGUACCAGGAACCUCGAGUACCUCUCACUCACAGGAUGGAAACCACCAGUAGUAGAUAGAGUCGAUAGUGAAGAAGCCCUGACGGAUUUCUUUGGAGGAUUGAAACAGAUUAAAGAGAUUAAGCUGCAUGAUUUUGUCUGUACACCAGGUCUUAUUCAAGGGAUCAAGAGAUUGGCAAGAUCGUAUCGGAUGAAUGGGCAGACUGGUGCAAUUGAAGAGUACCUUGACCAGACCCUCUUUGACCUUUCACUCUCCUUUCCAAAUGGGGGUGCUCGGCGCUCAAGAACUUAUCGGUCAUAA